AUGACUGCGUGGCAGCCGCUGGCCAUCCUGGAGUACCGGCUGUUCUGUGACUCUCCAGAACCUCCAGAUGGCCAGUCCACCCCUGAUUGUCAUUCUGAGACCACUCUGGGGACAAGUGGAAAUCGUGUCAGAAUAAAUGUCCCCCAAAGCAUAAAAGAGCCAGCACUGGAUCUCUUCACUGUAGGGUUCAAGUGGAAUGACAGAGAACUGAAGUUUGCGCGGACUGUAAUUUUCACUGUGGCGGAGAUUAACAGAGAUUCUAAACUCCUUCCUGGAGUGAGUCUGGGCUAUAGGCUGUACAAUGGCUGUGGGAGUGAAAACCUGAUAAGAGCAGCCAUAGAAGCUGUAACUGGAGAUGAUUCAAAGGGCUGCAGUGGUCAGAUCCAGGCUCUCUUAGGCCAUUCAUCUUCUGGAGUGAGUGAGGACAUAAACAUCAUUCUAAGCCCGCUAUCAAUUCCACAGGUAAGCCAUCUUUCAACUUGUGCUUGUUUGAGUGACAAAAGACUCUACCCCACAUUCUUCAGAACUGUGCCAAGUGACCGCUUCCAAAUAAUUGGUCUGGUGCAGCUUAUGGAGUACUUUGACUGGCGCUGGGUGGGGAUCAUUUACUCUGCAAGUUUGUACUCAGAAAAAGGUACAGCUAAAUUCACUAAAGAAGCAAAGAAAGUGGGCAUAUGCGUUGAAUACACAUUACCUUACUCUAAGACAUCUAAAUCCAAGUUGGAAGCUAUUGUAAAGAAACUAAGGGAAUCCUCGUCAAAGGUGGUCUUGCUGUUUAUGUCCUUGUCCUAUACCAAAUCGUUCCUUUCAAAUAUUGAGAAUUAUAACAUAACUGGAAAACAGUGGCUUGGUGGUGAGUCUUGGAUCACACAAGCAGACCUGGCUUCUGUUGAGAGAAAGAGUAUUUUACAGGGGGCAAUGGGCUUUGCCCUUCCUGAGGCAUCAAUACCAGGUCUUGGUGAAUUCUUACUCAGCUUGAAACCUUCGGAUGAACCACGGAGUGCUAUAAUCAAAGCUUUCUGGGAGAAGUUCUUUGAUUGCAGCUUCUCUCCAUCAAAUACCACUACUAUGUGCACUGGCACAGAGGAUCUCAGGACAAUCUCCAGUGACUACACAGAUGUGACACAUUUCAGGGCUGAGAAUAAUGUGUACAAAGCUGUGUACUUGGUAGCCUAUGCCCUUCAUGCACUAUUGCAAUGUAAAAAUGGUUCAAAUCCCACCACGGGAAAGCCCUGUGUGAACAAGAAUCAAGUGCAGCCUAAGCUGGUGCUGGAACACAUUAACUAUGUGAACUUCACGACACAGAAUGGAGCAAAGGUUUUCUUUGAUGAAAAUGGAGACUCAGUUGCCCAGUAUGACUUAGUUAACUGGCAGAUGAAAGACGAUGGCUCUGUUGAGAUUGCAAAUAUCGGUCAAUAUGAUACCUCUUUUCCAGAGGGGAAAAAAUUCAAACUAAAAGAGAACACCAAAAUAGUAUGGGGAGGAAACAGUAAUGAGGUGCUAAGGUCUGUCUGCAGAGAACCAUGCCCACCAGGGACUCGUAAGGCUACAAACAAGUUUAAGCCUGUGUGUUGCUUUGACUGUUUUGAGUGCCCUGAGGGUACAAUGAGCAAUCAGACAAAUUCUCCAGACUGUUUGAUCUGUCCACCAGAAUUUUGGCCUAAUGAAAAGAAAGAUAAGUGUCUUCCAAAACCAACUGAAUACCUUUCUUACAAAGAGAUCAUGGGAGCAGUUUUAACUGGAUUUGGCUGUGUUGGCAUAUUUUUAUCUCUUCUGACAUCAAUUAUUUUUUUGACCCAUAAAGAGACUCCUAUUGUAAAAGCUAACAACUCUGAGCUGAGCUUCCUGCUGCUAUUUUCAUUAAAACUGUGUUUCCUGUGUUCUCUAACCUUCAUUGGCCGACCCUCUGAAUGGUCCUGCAGGCUCCGACACACAGCAUUUAGCAUCACCUUUGUCCUCUGUAUCUCUUGUGUUCUGGGGAAGACCAUAGUGGUUCUAAUGGCCUUCAGGGCAACACUUCCUGGCAGCAAUGUUAUGAAAUGGUUUGGGCCUGCACAGCAGAGGCUCAGUGUUCUCACUUUCACCCUCAUUCAAGUUGUGAUUUGUAUUCUUUGGCUGACAAUCAACCCUCCAUUCCCUAAGAGGAACAUGAAUUACUAUAAAGAAAAAAUAAUCUUGGAGUGUGCCCUGGGUUCAGCUGUUGGAUUCUGGGCUGUGUUGGGUUAUAUUGGAUUUCUAGCUCUCUUGUGUUUUAUACUUGCUUUUCUUGCUAGAAAACUGCCAGACAGCUUUAAUGAAGCCAAACUUAUCACCUUCAGCAUGCUGAUAUUCUGUGCAGUCUGGAUCACAUUUAUCCCAGCAUAUGUCAGCUCUCCUGGGAAGUUCACUGUAGCUGUGGAGAUAUUUGCUAUAUUGGCCUCCAGUUUUGGUUUGUUGGUGUGUAUAUUUUUCCCGAAAUGUUAUAUUAUUAUCUUCAGGCCAGAGCAAAACUCAAAAAAACAUUUGUUGGGGAAAAUACCACCAAGAACUCUUUGA
This is a messenger RNA of Epinephelus fuscoguttatus (brown-marbled grouper), 2535 nucleotides long. RefSeq names its product extracellular calcium-sensing receptor-like. NCBI's taxonomy places the organism in Eukaryota, Metazoa, Chordata, Actinopteri, Perciformes, Serranidae. The record is from RefSeq and is a predicted model, not a curated record. Bases 1 to 2535 code for a protein of 844 amino acids. The transcript has 7 exons. Gene Ontology annotation, cellular component: membrane. Gene Ontology annotation, biological process: G protein-coupled receptor signaling pathway. Gene Ontology annotation, molecular function: G protein-coupled receptor activity.